AUGGGUUUAUUUUUGGUGAGUCACUAAGAGUAAUUGUUAAAAGUAGAUUAGUGCACUUGUAGAUAAAUUCUGAGUUUGUAUGAUUGUAAUCAAUUAAAUAAAUGUAACUGGAAUAAUGAAGAUGGUUUUUGUGAAGAUCGUAAAUAUGCAGAUAUAGAUUCAUAUUGUUCAAUAAAUUCUACUAAUUGUCCAACAAAUGGUUGUGCUUUAUAUUCAGGUAUUUGUAAGCCUUUCAGUGGUUGCAGUGUAUAUAAUGCUAAGACACAUGAUGAAUGUCAAAAGAUUUCUCGUUUAUGCACAACAAAUGGAGAACAUUGUAUUAAUGUUGAAUUGUUGUGUGAUAAUUUUAAUGAUAAUUAAUUGGCUUGUUAAAUAGAUUUGAAUGGAUAUCCAUGUUAUUGGAAUAAUGAAAACAAAAAAUGUUAUUAGAUUUAGGCUUGUAAAGAAAUCCCUGUAUCAUAUAAAACUCAUUAAACUUGUUUUGAAAAAGGAUAAUAGAGUCUAUUAAAAUGUACAGCCAAAUAAGGAGGUGGAUGUAUGGAUAUAACAUAGGAUUGUAGUGGUUUAUAAAAGGAAGGGUGUGAAAUCAAUUUAGAAGGUAAAACUUGUUUUUGGGAUGGAACUUCUUGUAAAGAAUACAUAUGUGAAAAUGCACCUACUUCAAUUAGUACACAUUUUGAAUGUUAAAGUUUUUUAAGUACAUGUACUUUAAAUGCUGAACGAAAAGGUUGUAUGGAAAUUGCAUAAGAAUGUGAAAUUUAUAUAAGUGAACCAUAAUGUAUUUAAACAAAAGAAACAAUAUGUUUUUGGUAUUCUGUUACUUGUAAAGAUGGUGAUAGUAAUUGUUAAUAAAAAUAAGAAUGUAAAUCUUGGAAAUGUGAAAAUGCUGAACCAAAAUAUAAUAGUGAUACUUUAUGUAGAUAAUUUAAAAGUGAGUGUACAGUUAAUAACACUAAUAAUGGUUGUAUUUAGAGAUUAUAAUAAUGUUCAGAAUAUUAAACAUAAUAAUAAUGUGUUAGUGUAUUGAAUGAUAAAUAAACAUGUUAUUGGAAUGGAAAUAAAUGUGUUGAUAAAAUCUGUGAUAAUGCUGUUCUUUUAAAAUAUAAUGAAACUUCUUGUAGUAGAUAUAUGUCUUAAUGUACUGUUGGUAAUAAUAAAUGUAUUUUAAAAACUUGUAAUACAUUUUUAAGUGAAAAUCUAUGUAGUCAUGACUAUUAGAACAAUAAAUGUAGUUGGAGUGGUUACUGUACUUAAAAAACAUGUGAUAAUGCAAGUGAUGAAUUGAUUACUCAUGCAGAAUGUUAAUAAUGGUUAGAUACAUGUACUAUUAAAUCUGAUCAUAAAGGAUGUCAAAAUAUAUCACAUACUUGUGAUUCUUAUAAAAUCUAAGAUUAAUGUUAUUUAGCAGGUAAUCCUAAAUUUUAAUGUUUAUGGUUAAAUGAAUAAUGUGUUUAAAAGAGUUGUUCUACUGCUAGUCUUGAUAUAAAUAAUGAUGAUGAAUGUUUAAGUUAUUUAAGUACAUGUAUGAUAAGUGAUAAAAAAAGAGGUUGUGUAAAUCGUAAAGCAACAUGUUUAGAAUUAUUACAACAUCAAUGUUCUAUAACUAGUGAUGGAUAAUAAUGUUUUUGGAAUGGAACAUAAUGUAUAAAUAGAAAAUGUAAUUAAGGAGUUUUCAAUUCAUACUAAUCUUGUAAAUUAUUUUUACCAAUUUGUACAGUUAAUUCUGAUGGAAUUGAAUAUAAAGGAUGUAUAAAUCAAUCAGAGAAAUGUAGUUAAUAUACUAAUGAAUUAAUGUGUAUUGAGAGUUUAAAUUAAGGCAAAUGUAUUUGGAAUAAAAAAGCUUUACAAGAAACUUGUGAAGUUAGAUCAUGUUAGAACUCUGAUCAAACUACAAGUGAUGAAGCAUGCAGUAAUUUUUUGAGUUAUUGCACAGUCAAUUCUGAUAAAACUGAAUGUAUUUAAAGAUAUGAAAAAUGUAAUGAAUAUUUAUUUGCAGUAAAUUGUAUAAAAACUAAAUCAAAUAAGGAAUGUAUCUGGUUUAAUAAUUCAUGUACAGAUCGUACUUGUGAUAAAGCUGAUAAAACUUUUACUACACAUGAAUAAUGUCAAUAGUUUAGUAAAAAUUGUACAACAAAUGGUAAGGGAUGUAUCUAAAUUGAUUAAUGUACUACAUAUACAACUAGAUCAGGAUGUGUUAUUGAUUCAAAUAAUUAACUAUGUACAUUCUAACCUAGAUGUAAUCUACAACAAUGUAGUGAUGCUCCUUAAUAAUAUUCAACAGAUACAUAAUGUAGAACAUUUAAAAAAGAAUGUACAACAAAUGGGAAUGGUUGUGUUUUGAGAACUUAAUGUAUAGAUGCUUAUAUUGAAUAGGCAUGUGUUACUGAUUCAAAUGGUAAUAAAUGUUAAUGGAUUAAUAAUCAAUGCUUAGAUUAUAAUUGCUCAAGUGCUCCAAUUAAUUAUGUCACUGAGCUUGAAUGUCAUAUGUAUAAACCUGGUUGUACAACAAAAUAAACUGGAGGUUGUAUUAUAAAAGGUCUUUGUAAAGAUGCUAAAGUUUAAGAAUCUUGCACAACAAAUAAGUAUGGAAAAUAAUGCAUAUUCUCAAAAGAUGGAUGCAAGGAUGCUGAUUGUUCAGAUAUUCCAUAUAAAAAUCAUUAUGAUUGUGCUUAAUACGAUCCUUCAUGUACUUCUAAUGGAUUAACUUGUAUUCCUCAAUCUAAAUGCAAUACCAAAAUUCAAAGUGGUUGUUUUUUAGGUUCCGAUGGACCAUGUUUAUGGGUGAAAAAUACAUGUUAUCAAUAUUCAUCCUGCACAUCUCUCUAAUUCUAAACUCAUGAAUAAUGUUAUGAAUUCAGUCAUGAAUGUACUACUGAUGGAAAUACUUGCAUUCCAAUAGAUAAAUGUUAUAGUUUACCUGCUUAAGGUUGUUUUUAGGGAACAGAUGGAAAAUGUGUGUAUAUAUCUGAAAAAUAAACAUGCAUACUAUUUACUGGUUGUAAUAGUAUUGAAUAUAAGACUCAUGAAGAAUGUUAGAGUUUAAAUCAGAAUUGUACAACAGAUGAAACUAAAUGUAUUGAAUUAUAAGAUUGCUCAUCUUAUACUAAAAUAUCUAAUUGUUAUAUAAAUAGUAAUAAACAAAAAUGUUAUUAUGAUGAAUAAGCAAAAAAAUGUGGUGAUUUAUAAUGUUCUCAUCUAUAAUUUACAACUCAUGAUGAAUGUAAUUCUUUAUUAAAAACUUGUACAUCUGAUAAUACCAAAUGCAUUAAAAUAGAUAAUUGUGAAACUUAUGAUUAGAAUUAUUGCAAUUUUGCACUUGGUUUGGAUGGUAAAUGCAAAUAUUAUUCAAAUGAUACUAAAUGUCGACCUGUUAAAUGUAAUGAAUAGAUGGAGGAUUGUUCUUAAAUUAGUAAUUGUGUUGAUAGUGGAUUAGGAUGUGUUGAUUAUUCAACAUGUGAUAAAUAUGAAACUGAGAAAGCAUGUAGAUAUGGUGGUAGUGAUGGAUAUUGUGUUUGGUAUUUAGAUAAUGGAAAAGGAAAAUGUAAAAUUAUGACUAAAUGUUCAGAUGCUUCAUCUGACAAAGAAGCAUGUUAAUUCAAAUCUUAGACUUGUCAAUGGACAUAAACUUCGACCCAUAGUUCUUGUUCAGAAUAUACAUGUUCAUCCAAAAAAUAAAAAACUGAAAAAUGUUAAGCAAUACUAGAUUUUUCUGGAUAACAUUAUGAAUUAUGUGCAUUAUCAAAUGGAUAUUGUUUUUCAGAAAAACUUGAAUAAUUAGGACCAUCAAAUUGCUUUUCAGCUACUGCUUAUACAUAUACUUGGGACUCUGUCAAAUCUGUUUGUUUGUAAUGUGGAACAUAAUACUAAAAUGACACUGAAGAGGAAAAUAAUUUGACAAACUCAAAUGAUUAAGAAACGAAUGAUAAAGAUCAAGUUCUUUUUCCAAUGCUGAGUCUGAUUAUUAGUAUAUAUAUUUGA
Messenger RNA from Paramecium primaurelia, 3978 nucleotides. Lineage: Eukaryota; Ciliophora; Oligohymenophorea; Peniculida; Parameciidae. The record is from the annotation of a GenBank genome assembly.